AUGGCGCCCGUGGAGUGCGAGAGCGACGACGACGCGGGCGACGGCGAGGACGCGCGCGCGAUGACGUCGGCAUCGGUGAGGGACGGGACGGGGCGUCCGACGGCGACGUCGACGAUCGCCCUGGCGCGCGCGGGGGGGCGCGCGCGGACGGACGCGGACGACGACGACGACGACGACGACGACGACGACGACGAGGGCGACGCGACGCGGGCGGGACCGGAUCUCGCCAGCGCGCUCGCGCGAGGGGUGCGAGGCGAUAAGACGGCGGCGGCGCAGAGACGCGGGACGUUCGUCGGGGAUCAGAACGCGCAGAGACGGCUGCAGGAGACUUUAGAUUUGGUCGCGCAAGCGUUCUUGGAGUGUAAGAGAGCGGACCAGGGAUCGAUGGACGUCAUCGAUGGGGCGGUUUCGAGCGUGCAGUACGCACACGACGUGAUGCCCUCGUAUCUUCGAAUGGAAGAAGAGUCGACGUUUGAUAAGUUGGCUCGGCACACGAAGAACUUGGCGCGCCGAGUGGGUGAGCACGAGACGCUGGCAAAGAAUUUCUCGGAUGGUGUCGUCUUGGGGAUCGAGAAGGCGGUCGCGGCGUUCGAUAGCGAGAUGCCCGAGGCGAUGUCGAAUCGGGACGGCGUGAACGCGGUAACGUCGCUCCGAGCGUUGAAGGAGAACCUGGAUCGCGCGCGCGGGAAGCUCAGAGUCGGCGGGUCCACCGCGGACGACAAGGCGAUUCACUGUAAGAAUCUCGCCGAGGUGCUGAUGCAGAUCUCGACGCAGGACACUAAGGUGACUAUGCACUCGCAAUACAUCGGUCAUCCGAUGUUAGAUUUAGAUUCUUUGGCCAACGACGAGCUGACAACGAUGUCGCACGACGUGAAGACUACGGACGCCGAGUACCUGUGGCGCGUGCUUCGAGCUCUUUCAGACGCACUGUUUCAAAAGGCAUCGAUCGACGUGUUCAUUAAGAAGGCGCUUCCAACUUCUCUGCAGCGGGCGUGUCGAGACGCAUACGACGCCCGGUUAAAAGUGGAGGGCGCGCUUAAUAACUUGCUCAGGCGAGCGCAGAUGAUUCCAUUCCUUGUCAUCGAGGCGUACGCCUCGAUGGAUGUUGACAAGAUUGAUAUAAUCAGAGAUAUUCUCAGUGUUCCAGUGGACAAGGCUUUGCCGACAAGCUUCAAGUUCCUGGAGAUCCACGGAUACGUGUACGCGGCCGCGCGCCAGGACGUGCAAUUCGUUCAACCCGCCACGGAGAAGCAAGUGAUUCGACUUCUCACCGAGCAGGUUCCGUUCGGGCAAGGCAUCACGGAGAAAGAAGCCGCCACAAUCAUCAAAGGAAUAGAGAAAUACUCGAAGAAACGACCAUCAGGCUCGGCAACGGCGCCGACGAAGACGUCUCCGUCGACUCCAGAUGCGACGUCGGUCUUUGAUCGUCUCGCUCCGAGGGACGAUGAAUCGAGGUCAACGCCUAAAUGCAAGCCGCCACUGCCGACAGCGAUAUCCAAAGCAGAGAAAAAAGAGGCUAAUAAAGCAUCAUUCGCGUAUUCGAAGUUUUGCACGCUGUGUAAACACGAAAUCAAGGGCGCUUCAGAGGCGAUGUUGAAGAACAAUUUCAAGCAACACUUGUCUUCGAACAUGCACAAAGCUGCAUCGCACGCCAAGAAGGAAGCGAAGAAAGCGCCAAAGGUCCCACUCGACCCCUUUGGAUGUCUCGCACCAGAGGACAGAGCCUUCGCCGUGAUGAUGAACGUUCCUCCGCCGCCGACGACGACGACAAACACUGUGAACGUUCCUCCUCCGCCGCCGGCGCCCGGGAGAGUGGACAGUAGCGACGCUAAACCGUGUAUGCGCUCACCGCCUCUCGGGCUAUCCCAAUCCGGAAUCGACCGCGCUCGAGGCGAGAAAAUGUUUGAAGGUGGUGAGAUUGUGCAACCGGUGACGGGCGCCAGGCAGCUGACGCAAGCCGAUGUCGCCGACGCGGAAUGUCAGCACGAUUACGUCGUCAAGCAUCUAGCGCAGAUCGAAACGGCGCAGAAAAACGGUAAACGAUUAUGCGUAGAUCAAUACAACGACAAACCGAGGAAACAGUCACGCGGACCGGUAUAUUGUAAGCACUGGGCCACUGGCAAGUGCUGGAACGGAGACGCGUGCAGGUAUCGUCACGGAUAUCCCCCUCCAGACUCCCCAUGCGAUAGUUUCUCCGGAUGA
Ostreococcus tauri is the source of this 2202-nucleotide messenger RNA. RefSeq names its product Zinc finger, CCCH-type. Bases 1 to 2202 code for a protein of 733 amino acids. The record is from RefSeq and is a predicted model, not a curated record. The transcript has a single exon. NCBI's taxonomy places the organism in Eukaryota, Viridiplantae, Chlorophyta, Mamiellophyceae, Mamiellales, Bathycoccaceae. Gene Ontology annotation, molecular function: metal ion binding.